AUGGCGACGUCGAACCACGCCGCCGACGGCCCAGUAGUCAAGCGCGGCCUCGAGGCGACCACGAUAUGCUUCUCCGAGGAGCCCGCGCUGGCAGAGGCAGACUCCGGCGGCGGCCACCGGUUCGCCCUGCGCGUGACGUGCAGCGUGACGCGGUCCCUGGAGUUCCGCAAGAGCGGCCAGCGUCUGAACGUGCUGCGGCAGGAGUACACCGGCUUCGGCCGCGAUUCCGCCAUAACGUUCCCCGUCGGCGACCUGUCCGCGCUCCAGAGCGACACCGCCUGCCGAGGGGCCCUCCGCGGGAUGCUGGCGGAGCUGCCUCAGUUCCGGUCGCUCCACCUCGACGAGGACGAGUGGGACGCCGUCGUGCCAGCGGACAUCGUGCCGCAGAUCGUCCGCGUCGCGCGCGGCGACGACGCCAAGGACGGCUUCACCUUCUGCUUCGCGAUGAAGGUGCACCGGCGGAUCAUACACGGCGAAGAGGCCCUGCUGAUGGCGUGCAAAGAGAGGGCGGUGGACCUGGACGGCGCGGAGACGGACGACUGCGCGAUCUGCCUGGGUGGCCUGGGGGCAGAGCCCGCCGUGGAGCUGCCGACCUGCGAGCACGCGUUCCACCGCCGGUGCAUUUCCACGUGGUUCUCAAAGACCACGACGUGCCCCAUGUGCCGGGGCGACGUUAGGCUCUGUGCCCUGAGGAAGUUUUUGAACCUGUAG
This is a messenger RNA of Hordeum vulgare subsp. vulgare (domesticated barley), 711 nucleotides long. RefSeq lists its product as uncharacterized. The transcript has a single exon. The record is from RefSeq and is a predicted model, not a curated record. The coding region runs from base 1 to 711 and encodes 236 amino acids. NCBI's taxonomy places the organism in Eukaryota, Viridiplantae, Streptophyta, Magnoliopsida, Poales, Poaceae.